This is a messenger RNA of Hevea brasiliensis (rubber tree), 927 nucleotides long. RefSeq lists its product as uncharacterized. The coding region runs from base 1 to 927 and encodes 308 amino acids. The record is from RefSeq and is a predicted model, not a curated record. Lineage: Eukaryota; Viridiplantae; Streptophyta; Magnoliopsida; Malpighiales; Euphorbiaceae. The transcript is spliced from 7 exons.
AUGGCCUUAGCAGAGGCAGUAAAGGAAGUUUUAUGGUUACAAGGUUUGGUGGAUGAUCUUGGGUUGAUACAGAACAAGACUCGAAUUGUGACUCGACUCGAAAGUUUCCCGCUGCGACCUGAUUGGGAUAAAAAUGAAACUUUUUCUCUUAUCUUGCCCGUGGACGUAGAUCUUACAGUUGAACCAUUUUGCCAAAGUUUCUAUGAAUUUUGGAAAUACUUCGGAGCACAUGCAACAUUUAAUGUAUGGAACCCAACAACAUUUAAUAAUGAAUUUAGUUCAUCCCAAAUGUGGACUGGAGCAGGUGAUGGCCUAGAAGUGAACACCCCUGAGGCAGGAUGGCAAGUUAAUUACAGUGAUGACAAAACAAGGCUCUUUAUUUAUUGGACGAGCGAUCUUAAUGGAAGAACAGGUUGCUAUAAUCUUGAUUGCGCAGGUUUUGUGCAAACCAACGAAGAUAUUGCCUGGGGUGCUAUUCUAGCACGAAUCUCAACUUAUGGUGGCCCUCAAUAUACUAUAGACAUACGUAUUAAAAAGUUCGUUUCAAGACUUGCAAAGUGGAAACUGCUAGCCAUAUUUUCAAGGUCACUAUUUUGGAUAUUGGCCUGCUGCCAUCUUAAAUUUCUAGUUAAACAUGCAAACAGUGUAACUUGGGGAGGAAGAAUCCGCAAUUCACAACCAAACGGUCAUCAUACAUCUACUGAAAUGGGAAGUGGGCAUUUUCCUUCUGAAGGCUUUGGUAAAGCUAGUAUGAUCAACAAUCUGGGAUAUGUCAACGAAUCCGGUGUCCUGAGUGAUCCUGAAAUAUUUGUACCAUUUGUAACAAAACCUUCCUACUAUGAUGUUCAAUUAGGAAAACCAGAGCAGAAUGGUUAUGUUACAUACUUCUUUUUUAGGGGUCCUGGAUUUUCUAAAACAUGCCCAUAA